Messenger RNA from Moneuplotes crassus, 1647 nucleotides. The record is from the annotation of a GenBank genome assembly. NCBI's taxonomy places the organism in Eukaryota, Ciliophora, Spirotrichea, Euplotida, Euplotidae.
AAUAUAAUGAACGAUAUUAAUCAAGCAAACGACUUCUUGGCAGUUGAUGAAGAAAUGCAAGACUUUGCCAAUGAUCUAGCUGAAGAUAUUAAGCUGUUCAAGGUAGAAUCUACUAAGACUACUCAAUCCAUACUUUCACCUAAGAAAGGAAGAAAUAAGCUAUCAUCCCUCCCAAAAACUAGGAUUACUAGGCGAACUAUCAGAGUUAAGAGACCAAAGUUUUGCUCUAAGAAGAAGAUCAGAAAAAUUACUAUUACGGUUGAUAACGUCAGGCAUCGCUCCAAAGAAGACUUAAAGAGCCUUAGUAAAACUUCUCAAACCCCAUUCUACCUAGAUUUUAUGAACUUGUCUCCUGAUUACAAUAAAGAGAUGCUUGAUUUUUCACCUGGCAAAGAGAGAAAUAACUGGAGAAUGAUCUACAAUUCUCUAUUCAACAAACAAAAUUGAAAAGGAUCACUGAUGAAGAAAUUCCUAGAAUCUCAGAAAAAGCCAAAGAGUCCUAAAAAGGGAGGCCUUAAGUCUCCAACUAGGAGUAAGAGACUGCUUUCUCUAAAAGAGAGAUCUGCAACUCACUCUCCCGAUGGACAAGAUGAUAAGCUAUCAACUACAAUGAAAGUCACUUUCGACAGCCCUGAAAACCCCGUAAAACCAACUUCUGAAGAGAGAGGAAUCGACCAUUUCACCUCUGUGAAGAAAGUGGCCAAAAUGAGGCAAAGAAUAGACGAGCUGUCCAAAGACUUUCGUCUUAAUUUCAAGCAGUUUAGGGGACUCAUUAAUGCUCAGAAGGAAGAGAAUGCAACAAGGAACUAUUUCCAGCAAACCAAAAUCCGAUCAAAAAUAAAAGCGGAAAUCGUUGCUCACAACCAAACCAUAAAAUUACGAAUGAUGAAUCGAAAAUCCGGACCAAUUGAGAUGAAGCCAAGAAGGAAUCUUGGAAGGACUUGUGGCACGAUACAACUUAAAAGAGCCUCAAAGAUAGCCUCCAAGCUCAAUGCUUCUCAAGAAAUCCCUAAAGGUGAAAGAAAUCAAAGAACUUUUCAGAACCAAAAUGAAUACUGCCAGAAUGAAAUCAAGGUUCAAAAGAAAUUUAAACACAUUCCGGAAUCAACGAUGGGUACCAACCAAGGAAGUACUCUUGCAUCUCUGAAGGAAUCCUCCAAUGAUUAUGCCCAGGAGCUCAGUAUAGACAAAAUCAGAAAGCAGCGUUCAUUCAAUAAGGUUCAGAAAAUGUGCAGAUCUGGCACUCCAAGUCAGAGCAAGGACCCCAGAAAUACCCUAGCAAGGCUUCAAAAUAUGACCUGUACCAAUAUCAGAGGAUAUAAAAGAAUGUUAAACACGACAAAUUUUGACAAGACGCUCAAGAUUAAAACUGCCUCAACUUUCAAGAGCACAAUUCGUAAAAAUGCCAAAAGAAGGAUGAGGUCCAGAGGCAGUAAAGAGUUUUCUAGACUAAUGAAGAACAUCAAGAAUGAGCCUGAUUCCGAGCUAAGAAAACUGAUGCAACGGACUAUCAGCAACAUCAAGCUGAACAGAUCUCAAAAAUCGACGACUAGAGCUAAGAAUUCUCAAAAUUGUAACUUCCUUAAGAAGAUCUGAGUGACAAAAUAUCACGAUAAACUGAACUAAUUAAUCUGAUAAUCUCCUUAA